Molecule: messenger RNA, 1795 nt
Organism: Engraulis encrasicolus (European anchovy)
Lineage: Eukaryota; Metazoa; Chordata; Actinopteri; Clupeiformes; Engraulidae
Product: NIPA-like protein 2
Exons: 11
Coding region: 218-1354 (378 amino acids)
Biological process (GO): magnesium ion transport
Cellular component (GO): membrane
Molecular function (GO): magnesium ion transmembrane transporter activity
Source: RefSeq, a predicted model, not a curated record
GCGGCUAACCUGGGCACGCCCACCCGCCUUGGCCUCGGGAACUGCCCGCACUCGUGGAAGGGCAAAUGCAUGACAACUGUCAUGUGUGGGGCAACUGAAGAUGUUUGGUAGUUGACGUUGGUCGCACACACACUUUUUUUCAGGAGGAUGCGUUUUAAACUCGGGUAAACUCACUACGCCGACUGAGGACAACUGCCACAUCGGAGCUACAGUGAAGAUGUCGAACUUGACAUCGAACUUGGAGAUGUCGAACUUGACAGUUGAGCUGUUUCCUCAGAGCACAUUCGCCAACAUCUCAAAAGCCGAGGGACUGCGUGCAGUACGGGAGAAUGCUUACGUGACGUACACCCAAGGAAUCAUCAUCGCCAUAUGUGGCAACUUUCUCAUCAGCAUCUCUUUAAAUAUUCAGAAAUACACGCAUGUGCGGCAGUCCCAGCGCGGCUCCAGCAAGCCGUACUACAAGAGCUGGCUAUGGUGGCUGGGCAUCUCCCUCAUGGGUCUGGGGGAAUUGGGCAACUUCGCAGCCUACGGCUUUGCCCCGGCCUCCCUCAUUGCACCCCUGGGCUGUGUCUCCGUCAUAGCCAGUGCCAUUAUCUCUGUGGUCUUCCUGAAGGAGUCACUUCGGGCCUCUGACCUACUCGGAGGAGCUCUGGCGAUAACGGGGACCUACCUGCUGGUGACCUUUGCCCCACACUUUGCUCCUCACGUCACGGCCAAUAUGGUGGAGAGGAGCCUGAUGAGCUGGGAGUUCCUCACCUACAUUUUUGUAGAGGUGAUCGCCUUUUGCAUCCUGCUGUAUCUCUACAAGUGCCGGAACAUGAAGCACAUUGUGAUCAUCAUGUUGCUCGUUGCUCUACUUGCAUCUCUGACGGUCAUCUCAGUCAAAGCGGUGUCUGGCAUGAUCACCGAGUCCAUCCAGGGGAACCAUCUGCAGUUCACCUACCCCAUCUUCUACGUCAUGUUCAUCAUCAUGGUGGCCUCCUGUGGCUUCCAGAUCAAGUUUCUCAAUCAAGCCAUGAAGAUGUUUGACGCCACAGAGGUGGUCCCCAUCAAUUAUGUUUUCUUUACUGCCAGCGCAAUAAUAGCAGGUAUCCUGUUCUAUCAGGAAUUCUUGGGUUUGUCUCCCGUCAACAUCUUCAUGUUUGUGCUCGGGUGUCUCCUUUCUUUCAUCGGAGUGUUUCUCAUCGCCCGAACGAGGCCUAAAAUCAAGACCGACCGCGUGUUUAUCAGCAUGGGUCAAAUCCCAGGAAAGCGGUGCACUGAGAAGGUUCAGCCGCAGCCCGAGGGGAGUGGCUAUGGAACCUUGGCCUCCAAACUCAUGUGCAACAGAGGAACGCAUACAGAUGAGACCUGAAAACUACGUCUGGAGUGGACCAGGCGAUUCUAAAACCAUCGGACUCUGAGAAUAAACUAUAGACUGUACAGUACAGAGACCGAGAGGCAGAGAAAAAGAUCGACAUCAUGUGGGGAUAUAUUAUUGAUACCAAAAGAAGGAAAAUGAGAUGUAAAAAAAGAGUACCUAUAUACAGGUACCAGAGGAGAUGAUGGUGACUGUUGAGUCAGAACUAACUAACCAUGGAAGAGUAAAGCUGCCGAAAACAAAAGUACUACCGGUAUGUUAUGUUCAAGCCACUGACUGGAGAGAAUAUAUUUUAUGCUUUAAUACAAUAAUGUGACUCUCAAAAACUCUGUGUGCUUCAAAAGAGGAAAUAUUUAUGUGAAUAUAAUAUUUUGUUGUCAUGGGAAUAUUUAAGACCUUUGCUAAAAUAUAAUAAACUGACAAUGUGUUAUACCA